UGCAAUCCAACCAACAUGGAUUCUGUGGCGGUACGGCUGACCUAACUAUGUCGACACCGAUAAUUUCACUUUCCUCGCCCCUUUACAACAACCCGUCAACAAACAGUCUGCACGUCGAUUGUUCAUUUCACAUCACAAGUCCAUCUGGGCAAAAAGUCCUUUUGACAUUCUGGGAUAUCGAGACAACGACCGAUGAAAGAAUAUCAGUAUAUGAUCACCCGACAGCCACUAGUUCCCGUAUCGCCUAUCUAUAUGGGACCGUCAGGACGCCAACAGUCCUGUAUUCAUCGAAUGUCGGAUUGACAGUAAUCUUGGAAGACCGCAGUGAUGCUUACAACGGACCUGGUUAUGCAGCUGAGGCUAGUAUUCUUGAAUUGCCGGCUUACCAACCUGGCUUCUGCGGCGGUUCAAUGGUACUCACCUUUACAACGCCUCGUGUUGCUUUUUCAACCCCAGUCUACGACAUCCCGAUUGUAGACAGUGUUGUUACACUCUGCAAGAUGUACAUAAAAGCACCAACCAACUAUCAGGUUAAGCUCACUUUAAAAGACAUCGAAACCACUAUGGACAAGCAGAUUACAGUCUACGAUCAUCCCUCAUCAACUUUAUCCAGUUACCAACUGUUUCAUUUCUACGGUAUCUUGAACGGGAGUGCCAUCAUCAUUUCUACGCGUGGGGGACUGACGUUGGACAUGCAAGACGUGACAAGUCAUUACAAUGGAAAGGGUUUCAGCGCAGAAGUUCGAAUAUACGACUUCGGUGGGAUCUCGUCCACGGAGCUCGGAUUCUGCGGAGGUACAAUUGAAUUGAGCGAUGAACUACGUUUCGUCAACAUAUCGUCCCCAUUCUUCGGGAAUCCGCUGACUGCUGCCGAUGCAUUCAUGGAGUGUAUAAUGCACAUAAAAGCGCCUUCUGAAAAGCAAGUGGCUCUAACUUUCCUCGUCUUGAAUACUACUGAAAAUGAAAUGGUGAGGGUGUAUGACCAUCCUUCAUCGGCUUCUUACAUGGUUGGUAGUUUUCAAGGUGAUCUGCAAGAUGGAGAUGCAGUCAUUGUUUCUUCCCGAGAGGGCAUCACUAUAGUUUAUGAAGAUGACAGUGCUUCUCCGAAUGGACCAGGAUUCCUUGCUCAAGCACAGAUUCAAGAUUCUUUCUCCGACACCGUAACUGGUCUGUGUGGGGGUGUCAUGGACAUCACCGAGUCUUAUCCCAGUCUGACGUUCACCACUCCUCUCUACGGCACCUCUGUCCCUUCUAGCGUGUCUCUUUACUGCAAAAUCACUAUUACCUGUCCCCCAGAGGAGCAUAUAGAGCUUACAUUGUUCGACGUCGCAGUCAGUGGGCAAGUCGGCAUCUUCGAUGUACCACCAACAGGAGCUGGAAGCAUUGUGUUCACUUGCACAGGUAUCCUCAAUGCCUCCACGGUCAUCUUUUCGAGACACUCCAGCCUGCUUAUCGACUACAGUGGAACUACUGGUGUGCUUGCAAAGGGUCGCGGAUUUACGGCGGAAGCUCGACUAGCAGGUGGCAAUUCAUCAAACAUCGACGGAUUCUGUGGCGGCACGGUCAGCCUGUCUGAAUCUCUCCCAAGCGCCACCAUCACAACUCCUCUUUAUGGUCUUACAUCACAAUUCGGUUUGCACUUAGAGUGUACGAUGCAUAUUACCAGCACCCCGGGAACCCAAGUCCAGUUGACAUUCAUAGACUUUGAGACAACUGCAAGUGAAGGUCUGGCUAUAUAUGAUCAACCUUUAUCUACCUACAACAAGAUUGCUUAUUUCUCAGGAAAGCUCGAUGUGAGAACGACAGUUUCGUCUUCCAGAGGAGGUCUGACUUUGACAUACCAAGACGACAGUGAUUUAUAUAAUGGACAAGGAUAUCUCUCCGAAGCAAGUCUGUUAGAUAUUCAGCCUAUCUCUCUGGAGCGCUCAUGUGGAGGAUAUGUCGCCUUGAACAAGAACGUUCUCCCAAGAAUGACGAUAACAUCCCCUCUGUAUGACACGUCUUCUCCAUCAAACGUUACUAUCAGUUGCUGGUGGUUCUUCUCAAACAUUUUACGAGACCGGCAAAUUGAGGUGGUUCUGAAAAACGUUGGCAUUUCUGGAGAUGAACGCAUCAAUGUAUACGACCACCCCUCUUCUCAGUCGUAUCUAAUUGCUUCGCUGUCUGGUCCGUCCGCGGAUUCCAUAUUCACAUCGACGAGGUACGGAUUGUCGAUAUAUCUAGAAGACAUCUCACCAGGCGCCAAUGGAGGUGGAUUCAUUAUUGACGCACGACUCCAAGGAACAGAAACAACGAUGUCACCAACAUCAUCAAGCAACAUGUUACCCACGGUAACAACAGACGUCUUGUCGACAAAGGGAGCCGGUGAAAUGACACAGUCGAACCCGGACACAUCGAUCACCUUGACAACAUCGACAUCCGUGUCCAGUUCAACCACCCAUGCACUGGAGGAGAACGGUACUACACCUGUAGAUAACCUCAUUGGUAUCGCAGCUGGUGUGGCGUCAUCUGUAGCAGUGGUCAUACUCGCCAUUGCCAUCAUCACCCUAAUCGCCAUACGAUCACGUAGAAAACGUCACGAAAACGGUGCCUCGGCGGCGUCCGGUUCCAGUGUUAAACCACCGAGCCCGCCCCCGCGUGGCGAUGGAUCUCGAUCACAUGAAACAACCUUCACUUAUGGAAAGGACGAUGGCAGCCUGGUUGACGAUGUCGGUGACGAUCACCACUAUUCGCGGGCGGUGUAUUCUGCUAUCGACAAUAAACCCGGUGAUGAAGAGGAGGAUCAUUACUACAUGAUUCCUCAGAGUUGUGAGGAGAGUGACGUCAUAACAGAAGGCCCGACUUACGUCAAUGAUCAUGUGACUAAACCUAGAAGAUACUUGGGCCAACAUGUUACUCACGGUAAUGAUACAGAACUUGUAUGAUCAUGAUCUUUACAAAUAUAUAGAAGCAGAAUAAAGGCUGUAAUCCUGGAGUCGAAUAGAGGUAUCACGAAUGAUUCGCCUAGAUUUUAAGCCAAUGGGCAGGCAUUGUUAGAAAAUAUUAUCUCAUUUAAGCGAGCUGAGUGCAUGCGACGUCAUAAAAUUAUUGAAAUCAUUUCAUAAUCUCUAGUUGAAUCUGUCUGUUGCUCUAAUUUUCCUGCAUUUAUCUCAAUCACCUUGAAGUCAGUGUUAUCUUCCUUUUAAGUGCACCUUUUUUUGCUUGCAUGGUCGUUGAAUUUAAGCCUUAAUCAGACCAAUAUGCAAAGAAGUACAUUUGUGUUUUUUAAAUACAAAAUGCUUGUGAGUUUGUGUGUUUUUCAUUUUGAAACUGCGUUUACCCAGAAAUUUCGAAUUACAAGCAUAAUAAUGUAGAAUUUUGAAUUUAGAUGAAUGCAAUGGGUUAUAACACAGAUAAAAUACUUUGUGCCAAGAAUUUUUUACCUUACCUAACACAUUUCCAUCAAUUGAUUGUUUGAUGUAUUUAUGGAGCUCUUAAUUUGUUCAUUCUAAGGUGAGACGUAACUUUAAAGAGGUGAUUUAUAUUUGACAUUUUUUACAUCAUUACCUAUCAUUUACUGUAAAUGUGUCUCAGGAUUUUUCACCCAAAGCCGCCUUUAUAACAACGCCUUGUUCAGAAUAUGUCAGCCCACACCUACUUAUUUAUUCUUUUGCUCUGUACUUACGGCUGAAUAUUAUUUAAAAGAAAACUCACUAAUGACAUUUCAAACUGUUCGUAGUUAUGACGUUUUAAGUUGUUAAUGGUAUUUACAAUUCUCAUAUUUAACUAAUACCAUUUUCUGUGAAUUGAUGUAUUUCUCCUGGAAUUUUAUUAUUUACCUGCUUACUUUAACAUCUGGGUUGGAAUAAAAUGUAAACUUUAAAAAAACAUCAUUAUCAAUUGGUAAUAAGACGAUAUGUGCGUACAUGUCAGUCAGAUUUCUAAACCAAUUACUUUAACAUAAAUUACCGUAGCGUGAAGAAAAAAUUAUGUUCACAAAAUUCCCCCAAUUUUCAUGUGUCGAAUCCAAGAAAUAGAAUAUUGUCCUCCCCC
Molecule: messenger RNA, 4032 nt
Organism: Lytechinus variegatus (green sea urchin)
Lineage: Eukaryota; Metazoa; Echinodermata; Echinoidea; Temnopleuroida; Toxopneustidae
Product: cubilin-like
Exons: 9
Coding region: 48-2924 (958 amino acids)
Biological process (GO): negative regulation of inflammatory response
Source: RefSeq, a predicted model, not a curated record